AUGAGGGCCCCAAGGCCCGGCCAACCAGCAGACACCACAGAGAGGGGGAUCCAGCCUGCCCCCCAAGACGCAACAGUGCUCCCGCCCCAAAGAUGGUCAAGGGAGGCCCCAGCCACAGGCUCCAAAGCAGCCAAGCACAGGCCCCAGUGGGCCAGGGACGCCAGUCGCCAAACCCCCGGCGGGGUCCAGCCACCCAGAGGGAGGCAAGGUGCCAGUCCCCAAGCUCCACGAGCCCAAAAGCAACCCGUCCCCUGGGCAGGGGUCCCACCCAGCAUGCCGGGACCAGUGCAGCACCACCGCAAGUCCCCCCAAGGCACAGCAGCUGAAUGCAGCCCCAGCACCAACUGGAGCCCAGAGUGGCAACACCAGCCACCAGGAACCCCACUGCGGCCCAUAACCCCACCAGCAACUGCCACAUCCCCAAUGCCUGCACACACACAUCUUUCCCGGUCUCAACACAUCCUGUGGUGGGCAAGAGGACAGCCUACCCAGGCACCCCCCCGACCACAAUUCCCAUGCACACACGUCAUUCAUCAGAGGGCAGCACCCCCCCCCAGCAAGGCAGUCAGCCAUACACAAGCCAAUGGACCAACCCCCCCCUCCCCCCUCCCCCCAGGGCCCCCCACCCCGGAUGGCAUCCAGGAAACACGGGUGUGGGAAGACCCCACCACCACCCUCUCCUCCCCACCUAUCAGUGCUUUGAAGUGUGAAGUGUGUAUGCAAGCAUUUAAAAUUGAGGAGCAGAAACUGCACACCGCUGAGGGCGAUGACACAUGGGCAGCCUCACCCACCCAAAUGGCACCACCCACCAGGUGCCACGCUGCCCGUCCCCCAAAAGGGCCGCCAAGGAGGGAGAGACUCCGGGCACCCAUUGACUGCAGCCAGAAAGCUGCCACCCACCCCAAAGGCCACUCACACACUCAAUCAUCCUAUGUGGUCGAGGGGGCAUGGAUCUGGGACCAGCUGCCCCAAAGUCCCCCAAACAGGCGUGGGGACCCACCUCUCUCCAUACCUCCCCAGUCUUGCACGCCCUAG
This is a messenger RNA of Sphaeramia orbicularis (orbiculate cardinalfish), 1035 nucleotides long. RefSeq names its product basic salivary proline-rich protein 2-like. The coding region runs from base 1 to 1035 and encodes 344 amino acids. The transcript has 3 exons. NCBI's taxonomy places the organism in Eukaryota, Metazoa, Chordata, Actinopteri, Kurtiformes, Apogonidae. The record is from RefSeq and is a predicted model, not a curated record.